GGAGGAGUGUGAACUACUUCAUGCAACUUUCCCCGAAUGACGCGCUCCUCCCUAUUCCAACAGAGGAACAAGGUUUCCCCAUCUCGCUUUGCCCUUCUUUAUGUCAUGACACUUUGACAGUGAAAGAAGAAACAAAUAACGUUUUUGGGGGGUAUGCCAAGUGGUUAUAAAAACGGUUUUUUUUUUUGUGUGUGGUCAUCAUGAAGACGUCACCGCUGCGCGUCAUCGCCUCUUUGUGGACUUUUCUUCAAUUCAGCGCGCUCAUAAAGGGCUCCCAUGUAGACUCUAUUGGUAUGAUGUGUGACCCAAAUGAAACAAUACGUUUAAUAACAACAACAACAACAACAGUCACACUUGCCUCGCCUUCCAGUUGCUUCUUAUCCCUUGGGAACAUCUCUGGAAAUGAUUCGCUUACUGGGUUGACUCCUGGAGCCAUUUAUCAAGUCUUCCUCAACUGUUUCAACUGCUCUCAAAAGGUCACAAUGAAACCUCAAAAAGUCACCAAUCUUGAAGUCAACCAUGUCACAACAUCCUCGAUAACGGUGAGCUGGACCAAACCAGAAGGAAACUACUCUUUCUACAGGGUACAAUGGACUGAUGGAAAAAUCGUCCAAAAAGAAAAUGUGACCGUAACAUCACAAAUCAUGACUGGCUUGUCUGCUGGGACCAUGUACAACGUCAAUGUAACUACACUGGCAGAUGAUGGAAUGACUGAAGGCGAUAGUGAAACUGUGUCUGUGUACACAAUACCAGGUAUCAUUCGUGAACCCUCUGCUUCCACAAACACAUCCGCAAUAUCUCUGAAAUGGAAACCACCUGAUGGUGAGGUGUUUGUAUAUCGGGUGGAAUGGCACAACGAAGGAGCGCAGCUCAUCGAAUACACAAAUGAUAACUUUGCUGUGCUAUCAGACUUAGUCUCUGGUACAUCAUAUCCAGUCAAAAUUGUUUGCAUUGCUGGAGACAACCAAACCGAGGGAGAACCCUACAAAUUCGCUGAAGUCACAAGGCCCGAGAGGCCUGAAAAUAUAAUGGCCACCGCAGGAACUGAAAACCUAAAAAUUGAGUGGACCUUACAAAAAGGCAAAGCUGAUUUCUAUGAGGUGAACAUUUCCAAUGCAGAUCUGUUGUAUUCCUCCAGCAACAAAACACUAGUCACCACAGCCCAUUUUCAUGAUUUGUAUCCCGGGAGAGUUUUUCUCAUCACAGUCACCGCUGUCGCUGGAAACCUAAGCAGCACGUCCACCCACAUCGCAUUUGCUACCAUUCCGACACCACCUGGUUCCCUUAAUAUCACUCAAAGGACAACUACUUCACUUCACCUUCGAUGGGAGACUCCCACCAAGAUGCAGCAGGCUCCCUUCAUCAGUUACCACAUCACCUAUCAAAGACCAGGUGGUAAAAUGCAAACCACUACCACCAUCAAUAACAGCAUGGUGCUGUCACAGCUCUCUUCAGGAACAGAAUACAAUAUAUCCGUGUACACAAUCGGACCUCAGAAUCUGACGAGCUCUGCCAUUCAAAAAUCAGCAUACACCUUUCCAAACCCUGUGUUAAACCUUGUGGCCAGUCCGAUCAAUACAACCUCAAUUAAUGUGGCAUGGUCCUUCCCACAUGGCGUGCAGACAUAUUUCUCCUAUUUGGUUCAAACCAGGAACUCUACAGGAGCACUUGUAAAUGAACAAACAAUCAGUGAUAACAUCUCUGAUGUACAUGACCUGGAACCGGGAACUAAGUACAGCGUUAGCGUCACCACAUUAGCAGCAGCAGAAAGUGAAUCCACAGAAGAGCAGACAUUCGCUUACACAAUGCCUAGAGCUGUGACUGAACUCAAAGUUAAAGAUUAUAACACAACAGCUAUCCAGUUGACAUGGUUCAGCUCAAGUGACUACAAGGACACCUACAGCUAUUUGCUAAUUGCAUUCCAGGACAGCACAAUUGUUCAACAUGGGACAACUAAAACACAAAUGUACACCUUCUACAAUCUGAUCCCUGGAACUCUUUACAGUUUUGAGGUGUUCACAGUUGUAGAGGGGCUGAAUUCUACAUUGGAACACACAUCACAAUACACAAAACCUGGUGUAGUUUCAAACAUCAGGGCCAUCGGGACAACGACUAAUAUGUCAGUUUUCUGGAGUGCUCCAAUGGGCCGUGUGGAUUCCUACACUGUCCUAUUGAACAAAGACUCAGAAUGUGAAUAUUCAAAGGAGGAUCUGAGCAACUCAACUCUCAGCACAUUAUUUCAGAACCUGAAGCCAGGGGUGCUUUAUUGUGUGGUGGUGAUCAGCAAAAGUGGACCUUUACAGAGUGACAAUUCAACCUACUGCAAUGCUACUUUUCCAAAUCCUCCUGGACCCAUAAGUAUUGAGUUGCAGACUGUCAGCUCCAUUAAUUUCACCUGGGGCCACCCAGAUGAGAUGGAUCAAAAUCAAUACAAAUUCAGUGUCAAUGACAUCUUCAUGACAGAAAACACCUGGUUUCUUUUGAAGAAUCUCACUUCUGGAAGCCCAUACUCCAUUUCUGUUGCAACUCUUGGUGUGAUGGAUUAUAAAAGCACAGAGGUCAUGGCAAAUAAUUAUACAAGACCAUAUUCCGUGACCAUGCUGAAAGCGGCAGAAAUUACAACAAAUGCCGUCAUAUUGGAAUGGGAGCAACCAGAAAAUAAGCUUAACUACUCCUACCUGGUGCGGGUCACCAAUGGAUCGUUUCCACCCUCUGAAGUGGUCUCCAGAAACCUGUCCGCCGUUAUUUCUGGCCUUUUCUCCGGCUACAACUACACUUUCACUGUCUUCACCCAAGCAGCAGAUGGCACUCUGGCAAUUCCCCGGAUCAACUCCUUCUUUACACGACCACAUCAGAUUAAUGAACUGAAGGCGCACACCAUAAACUCAACUGCAAUACAACUGCUUUGGGUGGAACCGUUAGAACACCGGCCCGAGUACACCUAUCGGGUAGAGACAACUGGCUGUAGCUUCCAAAACAAAACUGUGACAACGCAAGGUGCAGUGAUCUCAGAACUCAAUCCUGGAACACUCUGCACUUUUUGUGUGUUUGUCCAAGCAGGGGAUGGUAUAGAAGGGAAAGAACGCUGCAUUCCUCAGUACACAAUGCCAGAGGCAGUACAACUUGGAAUCUCCAGUCAAGGUUCAAACAUGUCAGUCCUGGUGUCAUGGAUUAUUCCAGCAGGGAAUGUAGAGCUGUAUAGUGUUCACCUGAACAGUUCUUCUAUAGCUCAGUCACAAACAGUAGCGUCGAGCAACAACUCGUUGCUUUUCAAGGGGUUGUCUGCUGGAAGGCUGUACAGCGCCAAGGUGAUAUCCCAUAGUGGACCAUUCAACGUGUCAUCUGAGUUUGUUACAAAUGCUACCUUUCCAAACCCACCUGGGCCUAUUGAGAUCAUCACUAAGUCCACAACCUCAAUAGAAGCAAGGUGGACAGACGCUCCCCAGAUGAAUGGUACAUCAUUCUUCUACCAGCUCACAAUUGCACCGCCUGAGGGAAGUGGACACAUCAAUACCACCGACAUUUGUCAUACUUUUGAGCCCUUGCUCUCUGGGACCCCCUACAACAUUUCCAUAGCAACAAUUGGGGUCUUGGGUUUUAGGAGCGAUGUGAUUCACGCCUAUUUGGUCACCACAAAGCCCUUGCAUGUGAAGUCUCUCAACACUUCUACAGAGGAGGAAAGCAUCACAGUCACGUGGGUUCAACCUGAUGAACACAAGGAAAGCUAUCUUUACGAUUUGACCUGGCAAAGCGUAGACUGGUCUUUCAAUGGCAGUGCUGUGACUGACCAAACAAUGCAUACUAUCACAAACCUGGUCUCUGGCAGUAGGUAUAACUUUUCUGUCAUCACUGAGACGCAGGAUGGCACACAGGGUGCUCCCAGAAGGAUUUCCGCCUGCACAGAUGCAAGCCCAGUGAGAAAUGCAGCAUGUAAAGGUCCAGACAAUCCAAAGGCAGAAAUUGUUUUGACCUGGACUGAGCCCAGAGGCCAAUUUCGUGAUUUUCGCAUCACUAUGAACAAUACGACAAUAAUGACUGGGCCGAGAACCUGUAACCAAAGCUGUAGCCAGACCAUCUCAAACCUAAGUCACUACACUUCAUACAACAUCAUGAUGGAGACACUGAGCUGUGGACAAACUGCGACUCCGGUGUCACUCUACUGCAGGACUGGCAUCACAGACCCACCAAUUCCAGAAAACUACGAGUCACUGGCUAGUGUGAACGAGAAAGUAUACAACAGAUUCACCAUUCAGAUCAAUUCCAGCCUGAUAGCUGACACCAGUGGGCCAGUCACUAAUUUUGGUGUGUUAGUGACUGAAAAUAUAAAAGAAUUUCACACGGCUAAUAUGAGUCAGUACUUGGAGAAAACAUAUCAACAGUGGAUUGACAACCAAUUUCCGGUAUAUCUGGCAACCGUCAAGGAGAGAAACAGUCGAUCACGCAGUCAAGAGAACAUGUUGUCUGUCGAGAUUGGAGAUGGUUCGCAAUGGAAGGGCUACACCAACGGAGCCCUUCGCGGCAAUCGAAGAUAUCAGUUUGCCAUUGUGUUGUUCACUAGAGUCAGUCUGCAAGACAACCUAAUCAAGGUUGGGUCAGACGCAUCCAAGGUCUCAAUCACAAAGUUCUAUCCAAUAAUAAAACUCCCACAGGACCCAGGUAUGUUGCAGGUUCAAUGUGAGAUGCUCAUAUCAUGUGCUUCUCUUCUUUUUCUUUCAAGUUUUGUCAUAAUAUUUGUCAAUGUCAUAGUCGUCAUCACCGUUGCUGUCGGAGCAACGUUGGGGAUUUUCAGCAUUCUUUUCAUCAUUCUUAUUGGCUUCAUUGUUUACUGGAAAAGGUUAUCCAAAAAAGAAUCCUCCGACAUCCAGAUUCAUUCCUUGAGAAGUGCCGCAGUCAGUGUGGAGGACUACGACGCUUAUUACAAAAAGCAGAAAGCGGACUCUAAUUGUGGCUUUGCAGAGGAGUUUGAGGACCUAAGGCUGGUUGGUACAUCUCAGUCGAAAGCAUGUGCCCUGAUUCAAGAGAACAAGGCCAAGAAUCGCUACAACAACGUACUUCCCUAUGAUUCUUCUAGAGUGAAACUCUCUAUCAUUCAUGGAAGUCCUUAUGAUGACUACAUCAAUGCUAACUACAUGCCGGGUUACAACUCCAAAAAGGAAUUUAUUGCAGCUCAGGGUCCUUUGGCCAGCACUGUCAAGGAUUUUUGGAGGAUGAUAUGGGAGAAGAAUGUGUACACCCUAGUCAUGCUUACACGCUGUAAUGAGCAAGGCAGAAUCAAAUGUGAGCAGUACUGGCAUUCAAGCACCAGGCACUUUGAAUACAUCCGUGUAACAACAACAUCUGAGAUACCACUUGAUGACUGGACCAUUAGGGACUUUGAAAUUAAAAAUGUGAAAACAGCAGAGACUCGUUCAGUUCGCCAAUUCCACUUCACAGCCUGGCCCGACCACGGGGUGCCGGAAACCACUGAGCUUCUAAUUAGCUUCAGACACCUGGUCAGAGAACACAUGGACCAGUAUUCCACCAACUCCCCCACUGUGGUCCACUGCAGUGCUGGUGUGGGGCGGACUGGCACCUUCAUAGCCAUUGAUCGCCUCAUCUUCCAAAUUGAAAGGGAAAAUGUGGUGGAUGUGUAUGGCGUCGUCCAUGACUUGCGCAUGCACCGCCCACUCAUGGUGCAGACAGAGGACCAGUAUGUGAUUUUAAACCAAUGUGCAAUGGAUAUAAUCCGAUCAAGGACUGGAACUAAUGUGGAUCUUAUCUACCAAAACACCGCUGCACUCUCCAUUUAUGAGAAUGUGCAACCCAGAAAAGAUUAUUAUAAACAUGGGAAUCACAAUCCAUAAAGCCAGCUGAACCACUCAUGUCUCCUACUUUUUUCUUAAACACCAUUUGUCACGUUCUUGUUUUGGAAUCUUCUAGUUCUCUGAAUCAAAAACUUGUCAUAUUUUACAAUGUAAAUUGUUCACCAAAGAUUAAACUGGUGUGGUAGUUUCCUACAACAUAUUUGAAUCAUGUAGCCGUCGACUGAAAUUAUGUUGGUUACUACUGUAUAUGACUGCUCAGGUUUAUGGCUGUUAUUGUUAGUGACACUUUUAAAGUCUAAAGAAAACGUGUCUUGAAUUGAAUUAUUGGUCUUGUGCCUCCCCACUGUGAUUUGAAACCAGCAGAUGGCACUCAAGUGACACCACAUUGAAACAGCGCUUUCAAUAGAAUUGAAUAAUAUGAGAGAUUAUUUUAUUAUGGUUUUGUACAUCCUAUGUUACUUUCAACUGUGCAAUGAGUACUUAUUUUCUGUUAUGUAGUUUGUUUUUGUUAAGUGUAAAUAUGAUGGUGUUUGUGGGUAUUUUUUUCACUUAUGUGAACAAUGCACUGGAUGCAUUUACUGUAUGUUUCUCAUUUUGAAAGUAAAGAGGCAGUUUAUAUCAGAUGUAUGAUUUGGCCAGUUUGGAACAGUCAUGGGGGUUGGGGGGGAGUCUCGAAUUUGGUUUACGUUUGUAUUAUUUGCUAUGCUAUGCUUGCUGGUACAAUGCAGAACUUUAAAUGACCCACAUUUAUGAUUCGGGUGAUGUGUAAAGCAAAAUGGGGAUGUAUGUUAUUAUGUACACUUCUUGCUUGUUUUUAUGAAUGCCACCAGAUGGGCUCUCAGUUAUUCGUGCUGUUUGAAAUAAUGUGCACGUUAAUGCAAAAACAUUGGCCCCCGACUCAAAUAAAUGCUGUAUACAC
Molecule: messenger RNA, 6723 nt
Organism: Hippocampus zosterae (dwarf seahorse)
Lineage: Eukaryota; Metazoa; Chordata; Actinopteri; Syngnathiformes; Syngnathidae
Product: receptor-type tyrosine-protein phosphatase eta-like
Exons: 29
Coding region: 201-5843 (1880 amino acids)
Biological process (GO): protein dephosphorylation
Molecular function (GO): protein tyrosine phosphatase activity; protein binding
Source: RefSeq, a predicted model, not a curated record